GUAACCCAAGGCCAGCACAAUCACAAAUAUUGUACUCGUCGUUAAGAAUUUUGAAGUCUAGAACCGCGACCAGAAGAAACGAUCGACGGACAUAGAAGAAGUGUAAAGGCGCGAAGGAGGCGGCGCGCACGACACAAAUCUAUUCUCGAUAAGAGGCAAACGAUUCGACAAUCGUUUGUGACCAGGACCUUGUGCUGGUGAUAAGUUGUAGUUCGGCGUUGCAAGAAGCACACGCAGAAUUCGAAUUGUCAAACAAAAAAUGCAUUUGAACACGGACUAUUUUCUGCACGAUCCGGUGCAGGAGCUGGAAAGCGCGGCGUCAAAGCCCAGCGAAAUGAGAAAAACCACACCCGAGGGCUACAUAGAAAUCCUGCCCAAUCGGCUGUACUGGACCGCGGUGAAUUCCACGCCGAGACCGACCUCGCAGUACCACUUUUUCUGCAUCGACCAGGACUUGGUCUACGAGCCCUUCAACCAGGAUUUUGGCCCGCUGAACCUCUCCUGCACCUAUAAAUUCGCCCGCUUGGUGAAAAAACUGCUGGACGACCCGAGUUUGUCGAAGAAGAAGCUCGUCCACUACUGCAGCCUCUCGGAAAAAAAGCGGCCGAACGCGGCGUACCUGAUGUGCUGCUUUCAGGUGAUGUACCUGAACAAACCCGCGGAACUAGCCUACAGGCCGUUUGAGAACAUCCGACCCCAGUUUCAGCCCUUCCGGGACGCGACGGCCGGCAUGUGCAACUACGCGUGCACGGUGCUGGACUGCGUCAAGGGGUUGGAGUACGCCAUGAAAAUAAACUGGUUUAACCCGGAGACGUUCAACGUGCAGGCGUACGAUUACUACGAAAAGGUGGACAACGGCGACAUCUCCUGGGUUAUGCAUUGCAAACAUGUCUGGGUCUGGAAGGUUGCAACUUGUAAUGCUGUCUCUGCAUUUUAGGAAAAUCUGUAUUGCAUGAUCAGCAAGAGGGGUCCAGUUUGUGCUUCAUGGAGAGGGCAUUUAUCAUGCGGAAUAUGCAUUAGGAAGCCCUCCAAAAAUCUGUGAUGCUAGGUGAUGCAUUACAGGCAUCGUGGGCCAUGAAAAAUCUGCAUGACAACUCUCGCAAUCUUCCAGACCCAGACAUUUUUGCAUUUCACAUGGGUGAUCCCGGAGAAAUUUCUCGCGUUUUCCGGGCCCAGCGGGAACGGUAUUGACACCUACGGCUACCCCGCCUUCACCCCCGAGGACUACGUGCCGAUCUUCCGCAAUGCGAACGUGUCCACCGUGGUGCGGCUGAACAAGGAGCAGUACGAUGCGGCGAGGUUCACGAUGAACGGCAUCAAGCACGUAGACAUGUUUUUCCCGGACGGGAGCUGUCCGCCGAGGGACAUUGUCAACCGGUUUCUGCGCUUGGCGGAAUCCGAACCUGCUGCGUUAGCGGUGCACUGCAAAGCGGGUCUGGGGCGGACGGGCACUUUGAUCGGGCUGUAUGCGCAGAAGCACUACAAAUUUCCGGGCCGGGCCUACAUCGGGUGGAACCGGAUCGCGCGGCCGGGCGCGAUCCUCGGACCACAGCAGCAGUAUUUGUGCGAUAUGGAAAGGGAAAUGAUUGCUCUGGGCGAGCAGGAGCGCGCGACGAAGGGACUGAAUGGUCGCAAUUUGCCAUCAGUGUCUGGUAGCGGAGCCUCAAACUCAUUAAACGCAGGAGCAGCACUUCGCUCCCUCACCGCCGCUGAGAAGAAGGAAGACGUCGGCCAGGGCGAGCGUUUGGUCGCAGCUAAGGCGAAGCAAGGUGCAGGGGCUGGUGCUCUCACCGCGAAGUCCAGUAUCAGUGCGAACCUGCAAGCGAAGUUGACUUCGAACGUCAGUGUGGGGGGAACAGGUUCGUACAUCAACCGUUUAACCGGGAGCGAAAUCUCCUUUUCGCGGUUCAGUCCGGGCCUCUCCUCGUCCAGUUCCCCGAUGAAGCUCCUCGGACAGAAGCGCAGCGACAGUCGGCCAAUCAUGAAGGGAAUGUUCGGGCCGCAGGGGCAACGCCCAGUGCGGUUGAGCUCGAAUAACUGAGUGGUUCCCGAGAAAAACGAGACUACACUGCCACGCUCGUCGUUUUCAAAACGGUAACGGUCGACACGGCAGCUGUCUUUACCGUUCCCGACACAUCAGAGAAUACUCCCCUAAACCUUUUGCGAAGUAGAAACUUUUUCAGUGCCGCUGCUCAAGCGACACAAGCGACGAACUAUGCUUCAAUUCAGGAUUAAUGGCUUCAGGCUUCAGGUUCACAUCUUGCAUUUAAUUUUCAAAAAAUCAACCAAAACUAAACAUUAUUUUUACACAUUUUGCAUUUUUCAUUUUGUCACUUGUUCCAUUAUCUUCAUUUUUUACUUCUUUGUUGCAUAUUUUUCUGUAGUUCAGUUUUUUACAUUUUGCCACACCUUUUCAUCGGUCUUCACAUCGCAUUCACAAUCAAGUAAAAGCACCAGCACACUGUCGUCAUCGUACUAACAAGCGUCGCACAUGCACAGUCACAGUACCCCUGUGCCGAACGUGCUCGCGUGACGUUCUAUUCGUUGUCCCCACGAUUUCUGUGCCUUUUCGCAUAGCAAGGCUAUUACCAAUAGCCCUGCGAUGCAAUCGAUCUCACGGCAGUGCACGACCAGCCAUCACUAGGAUGAACCCACCUGUAGUAUUUCUAGUUAGUGUGUUCCGCGAAGAAAAGUGUGUCGUUUCCAUUUUGUGCAGAAGUUGAGUUCAACUGAGAUUUGGAUUCGAUUUCUUCUGAAGUACAAAGUAGUAGGCUAGUAGGUAGUCUUCCUGCCGCUGGCAUCUUCUGUUUGAGUUCUCCGCUGCUUUAUAGUACCCCUAUUUAGACAAGCGAGCAGGACGGAGCACCCAAGCAGUUUUUAAUUGUAAUUUUUAACCCACCCACUCAAAUUUCUCUACUACGUCGAGAUCUGGCUCCCCCUGAUUUACCAAAGUGUCGUCUUCUUCCAUGCGAUUAGUUACAAAAGUAACUGCGAGCGCAAAAAUUAGCUUUGAUAAUUCAGGCUGCCACUCGUCUGAAUAUUGACUUGCGCAGCGCCUAAGGUUUUUCUGCUGUGGUAGCGCAAGACCGUGAUUUUUUUGAUCUUAUUCAUUUUAUUUUUCGACGCAU
Molecule: messenger RNA, 3128 nt
Organism: Amoebophrya sp. A120
Lineage: Eukaryota; Dinophyceae; Syndiniales; Amoebophryaceae
Source: the annotation of a GenBank genome assembly